ACCUAAAAUGUGACUACCUUGAAGAUAUUGAAAACGGUUUAAUCCGAAGGCCUGAAAUAGAAGGUUUUGGAGCGAAAGUGACCUACAGUUGUAACGAAGGUUUUGUGAUGUCCGGUCCGAGGGAAAGAAGGUGCCAGGGAGACGGAUCUUGGAGCGACAAAGCUCCAGCUUGUAGAAAGAAAGCUCUUUGCGGACCAGCACCUUUCGUUCGUCAUGCAAACCACACUUCGAAGACCAGAGUCGAAUUCGAUAUUGGAUUUCUCCUCAAGUACUAUUGUUUCACUGGCUACGAAGCUCAAGGAUUUUCUGAAGCCAAGUGUAUGUUCUACAAUGGAACCGCCCAGUGGUUUGGACCCGACCUAGUGUGCAAGCCUCGAAGCUGUGGUCAUCCAGGGUUAGUUGAACACGCUGAUCUUGAAGGAGACAUCUUUACUUACACCAGACAGGUAACAUUUAGGUGUCGCCCCGGAUACGAGCUGUUUGGUCGAGCCAACAUACACUGUAGAGAAAACGGCAUGUGGAGCAGCGCGUUACCUACUUGUCGACCGGUAAUAUGUCCUCAACCCCAAGACCCACAAAACGGCAGAGCGCAUUACACAGCUGUCACCUUUCAGUCAGUUGUGAAGUUUCAAUGUCGCCAUGGUUACCGCCUGGACGGAAACGAGACGCUAAAAUGUGGAGCGAACAGGACAUGGGAAGGAGAGAUUCCCAUUUGUAAAGAAAUCGACUGCCCACGGCUAGGAGUACUGCACAAUGGAUAUUUAGAAGGUAGCACUUCGACUCUCGGCUCGGUCAUCUACUUUCGCUGCUUCGACGGGAUGAAGUUUGAAGGUGGUUCCCGGUCGACGACAUGUCUGAAGACAGGAAAUUGGUCUCAUCCCCUACCCAAAUGUUUAGGUUUUGCAGCUCGCUGCAAACACCUGCCGGAACAGCCGAAGCAUGGCAUGGUGAUAGCUCCUAAGACCGACCACAACAUGACGGCCUUGUACCGCUGUAAAGAUGGCUACAAGCUAGUCGGCCCGAAUCUCACUACGUGUAACUUUGGCAAGUGGACCAGUGACACUCCGCGUUGCGAGGAGGUCUACUGCCCCUUCCCCGGGUACCUACCUAACGGUCGGGUGCUACUCGUGGGCCACAUGGGUAUGUACGACUACCGGCCCUACGUUCGGAAGGUCACCAACAACAGACAAAUCAUGUAUGAGUGUAACCGUGGCUACAUGCUGAUGGACGGACCUCCAGGGGCAACGUGCGUGGACGGUAAGUGGAGCCCUACCUACCUUCCCCGGUGUGUUAAGGGAUCACACCCCCGGAUCCGUUGGACACGGUCCAUUCGGGAAAGAUUUCUCCGGCGGGUUAAGAGGAGAAAAGCUGGAGAAAGGAACAGAAAUGUCGGUCGGAAGAAAAGGAGACGACCGAAAGACCCCUGCACACCAAUCCCCCAAACACCAGUGAUGGAAGUGGACAUCCUGCGACUGGGGACAGGAAACAGCUCCAUGCCUCAUGGGACAAAACUCCGGGUGCGCUGUACCAAGGGAUACGGUCUUAAUCUGAAGAAAAACAGGAUCCGUUGCGCCAGAGGGCGCUGGAAGCCCGGAGAACCUAAGUGUAUUACCCUGCCUUGUGCUAUACCGAAGACAGAACAUGGACACUACCAUUACUUCCAGAAAGUUGUGAAAUUUGGGGAGUCCGUGGACCACGGAGAAGUGGUGAGAUUAAACUGCUUCCCAGGAUUCCAGCUUGUUGGAGUCGAGUCCCUUCGUUGUUGGUACGGAGAGUGGACCACAGGCAGCCUACCCAAGUGUGUUGCAGGGCCCUGUGAAUUACCCACCAUUCCCCAUGGCUACUACCUGUCCGGCUACAGAGCAGGUUUGACCAUCUCCCACGGUUCGUCAGUUUCCUAUGAUUGUAAACCGGACUACGUCAAAGCUGACAUUAACCCUACACAUUGCAAAGAGGGAAGAUUGCUUCCCAACCCACCUGCUUGUCUAACUCACACACUAAGAGUGAAGGUGCCUACCUGGG
Limulus polyphemus (Atlantic horseshoe crab) is the source of this 2022-nucleotide messenger RNA. Its product is annotated as protein lev-9-like. NCBI's taxonomy places the organism in Eukaryota, Metazoa, Arthropoda, Merostomata, Xiphosura, Limulidae. The annotation marks the transcript as partial. The transcript has 10 exons. The record is from RefSeq and is a predicted model, not a curated record.